Molecule: messenger RNA, 4958 nt
Organism: Ylistrum balloti
Lineage: Eukaryota; Metazoa; Mollusca; Bivalvia; Pectinida; Pectinidae
Product: ankyrin-3-like
Exons: 23
Coding region: 663-4361 (1232 amino acids)
Molecular function (GO): protein binding
Source: RefSeq, a predicted model, not a curated record
AAGUGUUCAGUAUCACAUGAUGAUAUGUCAUAUACAACAGUUAUCACGGCAAAUAUGGUUAUUUCCUGUUGUGACAUAUCAUUAAUGUGUCAGAGCGCCAUCACCUCUACCUCUGCCGUCCUGUUCUGCUGACGAUACAUAUCAGAUACAUAUAAUAGGGCAGCGAUUUUAGCAAACCAUCACAUAGGUAUAACUUUAAAUGGGAUAUAUGACAUCAACAUAUACUACAAAAUCUGUGUGAUUCACUUUACUUAAUGGCAGUGCACCAAUGUUUAUCAUUACCUUUCUCAGAAUGUCAGGGACUUUGCACGUGAGAGCUUUCCCCUGAUUUAUUCACUGCUAUGAGCCAGAACCUGACUUCCAACUUCACUGCCUGCAUAAACAAUUGUGAAAACAGGUGAAAAUAUCAGCCUAUCACAUGACCUGAAGUACUUAUGGUGUUGAAAUAUCACACCCCACAAACUCUUAUAGAAUAAUUAUGUGCUAUCAUUGUAUAUGAUCAUGUGUUUUAGAUUUAAGUGAAGAAGACAGUAUAAUUUAGACAUGAUUGUUGAUGAGAAAUGUUCAAAAUAUUUAGUAAAAUGAAUAAUGCAUUACAUGUACUGGCUUAGACCAUCCAUCCCACCCUGAUGCACACAUGAACCCAUCAGCUUAUAUAUAUAAUGAUAAGUUUUCAACCUAAUACAAUAGAAGAAACAGAAUUUCGCUCGCACCAUGCCAGACACUUGCCUAGCCGUCUUGGUAAUGAUGACUUCAGUAAGUCAUGUGUUUUUCAGAGAAAGCCCAACAUGACUGGUACUCAUGAAGACUUUUUCUCUUCAGUCCAUGUAGUAGCUACAGGUCAAGGUCAUUACACAGUGUAUCAGCCACACGUUAAGUAUGCAGAGUCACAAACCAAUAACUCUGGUCUCCCUGAUCAGAGGAGCUCAGUCUCUUCCAAUUACAUUGCUGGAGAAGGGACUUCAUCAGAAUCAAUCAGCAGUUUCAGGCAUCAUAUAAGUAAUUUGUCAGUGGGAAAGUCUUUAAACAGGCCGACAGCAAGUGAAGACAGAAGUUUUGUUACCAACUCACACAACGGGGACAAUGAGUCCAAGUCAAAGGGAUUUACAAGUCUCACUGAUGGUAAAAACAAGAAAGUAAGAGGGAGAAUAAUGAAUGGAAAAAGAGAAGAUGGAUCCAUGUGUUAUUGUAAAUCAUAUCACAUCCAUACGUUCUCAAAACCAGACUUCUGUCGAACGUUUGAUAAUAGUAAUGUUGAAUUUGAUGUGUCACUUUCUCGAACUCGAUCUGAUUUAAUUGAAGCCAAUGAAAAACAUUUGAUCAUUUGUAACACUUUCUGGAGACCUUUUCUAGCCAGAAGUGAAUUUCAAGAUGGAGAUGACCCUUUAGAUUUUACAUCACUUUGGCAUGAGGAAGGAAGUCUGAAAGAAUUGCUCCGGGAUGGAAUACAGAACACAGUUCUUAGAACAGCCAUAUCAGAUGUGACUUUGAUGGCAGUAUCAAUUGGUCCUGUGCAACUCCUCCGAUCCCUAAUAGACCUGUCUCUCGUCCGUGUGGACACUUUGUUAGAGGAUGGUGCUGGGUUACUGCACCAUGCCUGUGUGUUCAGGAGAACAGAGAUCAUCCAGUAUUUGGUCCGUGAGGGUGUAUCACCAUUACUGAAAGACAAACAGGGUAACACUGCAGACCAGUACUGUUUCUCCAAUGAAGUACGUCGGUCCUUGCCUACAAAAUACCAUACUCAGACAGGACGAGCAUUAAGUGGGGGAGUAAGUACAGGAAGAGGUACAGGAGUGUGGGGUUUAAGUCCCUAUAAUAGGGUUCAUCUGUUACAGCCAAGUAUACAAGAUAAGGAUGUUAUCUUCACAAUGGCAACGACUGUUGGAUCUCUGAUGGAGCUACAGAAGAGAUUACAGAUGUUUGAAUUCAAUGUAAAUACAGAAUGUGAUAAUCAAGGAGACUUUAUCAUCCACGUAGCUGUAAAGGGAGGCCUUUGUCAGUUACCACUUCUCAUGCUACUGGUAAGAAUACAACAGGCUGAUGUGGAACUUUGUAACUCUAAGGGAAUGACACCUCUGAUGAUAGCUGCCCAGGCUGGAGAUCCCAUCUUAUGUGAGGUUUUGAUUUGUGUGUUUGGAGCCAGCCCCAACAAGUGUAAUGUUAAUAAUGGAAAGAGUGCUCUUCACUAUGCAGCCCAGUACAACCAUGUGGACACUGUCAGCUCUUUGAUUCGCUGUGGAGCUGACUUUAAUAGGGAAGAUCACAAUGGAAUGAGACCUGACGAUAUUGGUAUGAGGGGUUAUGGGGAGGACUGUCUUAAUAUUAUAUCUGUACUCAGGACACAGAGAUGUGAAAACCUCAGUCGCCUCACGGUUGAGGGUAAACUUCGACCACAAGAUCUGAGAGAGUCUGACCUGAGUGUGGUGAAUGUUGACGGGUUCACUCUUCUAAUGAUGGCUGCUCUAUAUAACAGAGUGGACAGCAUGAAGGUCAUACUGGAUUUUGACAGCAGCAAAAUAAAGUCCUAUAUUGAUGCUCAAUAUUUCCAGAUGACAGGUGUGUGUAAGGAAGGCCUCCAAACAGGAAUGACUACCCUGGCUAUAGCUGCUCAUUGUGGACACACGGUUUGUGUGAGGAUGCUGCUCCAACGGGGAGCUACCCCUGUGAUUUGUGAUGUUGAAGGCUAUCUGCCAUUACACCAUGCUGUGUUAGAAAACAUGGAGGAAGUUGUGGAUGCAAUGUUGGUUCCUGAAUAUUUUCCUUCUACAUACAGUGGUUUACACCAAGCCUGCCUAAUGAGUAAGACUGCAUCUUUAGACAGAAAACUACGAGAUGCUUGGAAAUUACGACAAAAGAAAAUCGUGAUGACUGAGUUGAUGUCAUGUGCAAUGAAUGGGAAAGCAGAGGAACUUUAUUGCCUCCUCGAAGAUGGCGACAACAUUAAUUCACAGACUGGUGUUGGCAGUUAUCCCUUAUACCUUGCUGCAGAAAAUGGCCAUUUGGAAGUUGUCAGACUUUUGUGUGAGAGAGGAGCAGAUGUGAGACAGCGCCAUGUUUCUGCUGGGUCCACAGCCCUACAUAUAGCAGCUAGGAUGGGCAAACUGGACGUUGUCCAAUAUCUCCUCAAGUUCACUUCCACAUAUAGUGAUUUGGAAAAUCGAAGUCAGUGUGGUGGACACAAAAUUGAUGUUAAUGCUGUGAAUUCUGAUGGAAAGACACCUCUACAGUUAGCUGCUGAGAAUGGCUACAUACGAAUCGUGAAACUGCUGUUGUCACAGGGAGCAACAACAGCACUUCUCAAUACGAACGGUGUCCUGUUCUCUCUACCGGAGUACGCUUAUGGUGGAGUGUUUAAUGAAAUAGAGUACCAUCGACACAAACACACAAAUGAGGUGAUGAAACUCAUACGGGACAAAUCCAAAAAGAGGCUGCAGGAGCUUCGAAAGAUAUGGAUGCCUCGAUUUGAUCACAACCUGCGGGACAGAAAUGGUGACACACCAUUGAUGGUUGCGUGUAAACUGGGUCGUACUGAGGUGGUAAACUUCCUGUUAACAUCAGCUGUCUACAAGCAAGUCAACACAGAUUCUGACCCUGGGUCCGACUCAGACACGGACUCGGGAGUGCUUGACACUGCGACAGUUACCAGUGAUAACACAAGGCUAGAAGGUUAUGAAGACUCAUUUGAAAACAAAAGCUCAACAUUGCAGAGGAAGAAUUCUGAGUCUGACAGUGGUGAAACAGGAAAAGGACAUUGGGGUCAGAGGAGCGGAGAAAGCUCUCGACCUCCAAGCCGAGUGGAGAGCCUUCUUAGUGAUGUAGAUAAGCCAAAAGGACUGUCCAUCUAUCAUGAUGGAUUUGUCAGCCAUGUGUGUGCUGUCAGCUUGCGUGAUGGUUCAUUGCCCAUUCACCGCUGCCUAGAGGGAGGUGAUCACCAUACAAUAGUUGAGAGCUUGCUACAGGCUGACACUACCUGCAUCAAUACCCAGAAUUCUGCUGGUCUGACACCACUACAUCUCGCUUGUAAAUUGAUCAGAAAGAAAUCUCUCGACAAGCUCCUGGCCACAGAUGGUAUUGACAUCAACCUGUUGACCUUGACUGGUCAGCUAGCCGAGGAAAUCACCAAUAACAAGACAGUCAUAAAACUCGUUCAAAAGGCCCGUAAAGGUCAUCCAGUCAGGAAGAGGAUGUCAAGUUCUGCAUCUCUGAUGUCACCUGCCUCAUCAGUGACUGAUGCUGCACCUUAUCACAAACCUCCUAGUACUACAGGCUCAACCAUCAGUCUGGAGAAGGUCCAUGUACGAUUUGAGCAACUCAAACAUUCCCACCAACUCAAACAGAGUAGAGAGGCUUGUAAAAAUUAGCCCCAGUUUACCAAUCAAACAAUAUACUAGAAAUUCCAUGAUUUGAACAACUCAAAAAUUCCCACCAACUCAAACAGGGUAGAGAGGCUAGUAUAAACUAGCCCCAGUUUACCAAUCAAACAUUAUACUGGAAAUUCCAUGAUUGUUGCAUUUUUAUAUUUUUCUACAUAUCACAUGUUUAAAAAAAAAUGUCUCAUUCAUAUGUGUGUUUGAAGUUUACAGGAGAAGGGCAGGGAAUAUUGGAAUAAAAACUCUAUACAAGGAUUAGGAACCAACCACCAGUUCUGGAAUAAAAGUUGUAUCCAGGCUUAGUACUUAAUUUGUCAUAUCAUUAUAUUAUUACAUGUAGUUGUCUUUCUUCAGUACUCAGGAAUAACCAGCUUUACAGGGGUCAUAAGAGAAACAGUGACAGGAGAGAGAAAGGGUGAUACAAUUUGUGGUAUGAGAGUGUUAAUUAUUCAGUAUUAGAGGUCAUGAGAGGCAAGAUGAUAGGGAAGUGAUAUAAGAGUGAAAGUUAUUGAUACAAUGAUGUCGUUAUAUACUCAGAUUUACUAUUAUAAUUACCAGAGCAUAAUAUUUCAGUCAUAAAUAUGUUUA